Molecule: messenger RNA, 1330 nt
Organism: Acanthaster planci (crown-of-thorns starfish)
Lineage: Eukaryota; Metazoa; Echinodermata; Asteroidea; Valvatida; Acanthasteridae
Biological process (GO): regulation of synaptic transmission, cholinergic; positive regulation of voltage-gated potassium channel activity; sleep
Source: RefSeq, a predicted model, not a curated record
UCAAAUAUGUGUGGAAAUGCAUAAAAGUUGUACUUUUAACUCUCCAAAAACAGCAUAAAUUAAAAAAAACUGAAUGACCUUAGAGAGAAACGUGUAAAGUCGUUGCGAUGCCUCACAUGACACAUGGGAUCCAUCGAGCAAGCCAAACUUACAACGUGGUACGGUCGUAAACAGAUUGCCCUCCCCCAAUAAGUGACAAGGAUUUGUUCCAACGACAGACCAGCAGCUCUCAUCACCAUGAAAAUGCACCCGAUCAACCUCAUUUUUAGCCUUGUCGGGAAUGUCGUGGGGCUAGAAUGCUUCGAUUGUGUCGACGGGGUAUCGCCGGCUCUUGACACCGUAGCUUGCGCCGACCUGUUCAAUCGAACCACCACCGACUCCAGGGUCAACAGGCGUCCCUGCCCGGCAGGAUUUGAUGCCUGCGCGAAAGCGAAAGCCAGCGAGGGUAGUCUCACUUUGACAGCGAGAAAGUGUUACAUGCGUUCCCACUGUCCGGUGAACGAGGAGUGCGCCUCAGCCGAUUUUCAAGGUACGCAGGCGACCAUCUGCUGCUGCCGCGAGAAUCUGUGCAACGAAGCCGGGUUCCCAGCUGCGAACGUCAUCAUGUCUGUCACGGUCUUCAUGGCAGUGGCCUUCACCCUGUAGAAUGAGAUGAGAAGCUGAUCCAACAAUCCAGCUCGAUUUGUACUCCUUCAGUUUCAACUGUCGCUUCAGUUGAUGUCAUUCCACUGGGGCGGUGGGCUUGCGAAGCCACGUCUCCGGGCAGGGUUGAUCUGCUGAGAUCUCAGCCGAUAUAAGGGGGCGCUCCUUCGGGACAUGUUCCAUUCACAGACAUAAAUAACCUUAUUGCUGGGGAAAUUGCUUUUGGUCCGGCUUGGGGCUCAUAAUUCAGCUGGAUGUAUUUGCUACAAGCGGAACGAAUCGGCUGUGCGCUCAAUGCUGCCUUACAGAGAAUGUUGCUGUUGAAAACUGUCGAGUGAAACAUAUCGACCGACUCUUUUACGAUUUCCAUCCCGACUAACAGUGUGCUAUAUAUUUAAAAUAUAUCUCCAGAGGCUGUGAAAACUGACAACUUGUGCUGUGGGCGCAAAAAUGAUCGGCAAAGCAAAAGCAAACUGUAAAAAUGUGCAGUUCUUGCCUCAUCAGGGAGUUCGCUCAUUAUUUUUUUAAGUAAAGGGGGGGGGCGGGCGGUGUCUUCACAGUGACCGAAAUAAUACAGCCUGACAUAAGAAGGGUGACAGAAACUUAAAGGGACACGAAUAAAUCAAAGGAGCUCUACUUUUUCUUUGUAUGUUAUUUUUUCCCAGCUAGUUGCGUUAUAAAUUUUAAU